AUGGACCACCACCCACGGGGAAAUGACUUAGAGCAGAGCUAUGAUAAGGUUGCAACUAUAUUAUCGUCUAGUCAAGAUAAAUCCCUCAGUCUAGUACCAUCUCAGGAGACUUGGGAAGCACGAGACUUGCUAGAGUGUCUACGUGAACAACAAGAGUCGUUACACAAAGAUAUUACAAAUUGGUUCCAGCCAGAAGUCCUGGAUACGAGCACUGACUGUACAGUGAAUGAGAAUAUCAAAUUUCAGUUGACUCCGGCGCCGGGGAGGAAGUGUGUUUCUCUGCCCAUACAGAUAGAGGAAGGCAAAGAGUGGAGAAAAAGACGAAUCUAUGCUCGUCCUACAUCUGCAUUAGAGGCUUCAGCAUCCGCAAACCUAGAAAGUUCUCCAGAUGUUGGAAGCCUACUAGAGCUGGUUGCGCUUAACCCGGACUUGCAGGAGAAUUUUAAUUUGAACGGUUUACCUCUCAUACAGCAAGCUCUGAAGAGAUCUAGACCUGAGCAGUGGGAGCUUCGCGAGAUGAGUAUCAACUGUGGCAUGCCUCAAACAAAGGAACACUACGCAUCCCUAGGGGCUCUACCUGAUGAAUGUACCAAUAUCAAUUGGGACGUGGAAUCAUAUCUCCGGCACUAUGCGGAAGAGAUGGCAGUGUGUGCGCAUUUGACGGGGUUAAUAAGAGAGCGAUGUACCGGCAGCACCCAAGUCGAGCAAGAGGUGCUGGAGACACUAUGGAAGCUAACUGGCCCACGAUGGACAUCUGUACAUAGGGCCUUCUGGCGCAUAUGGACGUUUUGCCGGAUCUUCGGCUGUGCAAAAGGACGCGAAGAGGAUAUUCAGGGACAGCAGCGUUGGCUGAGUGGUUUCAUUGGCGCGAAACUCUUGGUUGGAGCAACCUUCAGCCCGUCGGAUGGAAACAGCGAGCUUCUGUCUCUACCUCCUGACACAUUUGGAUAUGGAAAUGCUUUGGGACUAUCAAAGACUGACGUGCAGGAUAUGGUAGCAAUCUGGACUUUCCUAGAGGAUCUGUUGCGUUCUCAUCUUUCUUCUCCGCCCGUGCAUUGGAGUUGGCAACCAGAGCAUAAAGGUGAGACACCAAUGUGA
Molecule: messenger RNA, 1098 nt
Organism: Penicillium samsonianum
Lineage: Eukaryota; Fungi; Ascomycota; Eurotiomycetes; Eurotiales; Aspergillaceae
Exons: 1
Coding region: 1-1098 (365 amino acids)
Source: RefSeq, a predicted model, not a curated record